Molecule: messenger RNA, 370 nt
Organism: Drosophila mojavensis
Lineage: Eukaryota; Metazoa; Arthropoda; Insecta; Diptera; Drosophilidae
Exons: 2
Coding region: 86-367 (93 amino acids)
Source: RefSeq, a predicted model, not a curated record
GCUGCUUUUUAAAGCUUUAGUAGAGGUUCCAUAUAUUGUAAUACAAAUUUAAAUAGCCAAGUUUGCAUCCGUUCUCGAAGAUGAAAUGCAGAUAACAAACUGUCUAGUUGGGGAUAAUAUGCUGAGUAUAUUCGAUAGACAUUAUGGGAAACCCAAUCAGCUGCCUUUGAGCACAGGCCCUCAGCCCCUUUUGACCAUAUUAUAUGCUCACUUAGUCUUCAUGCUGAAGGUGGGCCGAAAAUCCAAACAUAGUACGUUACGUCAUCUGAUUCAUCAUACUUUUAUGACAGCGAUGGGACAUAUACUGAUACGAUUACUUGGAUAUGGAGGAUACAUUGUUAUAGUUGUCAUUUUUAAUGUCGUGUGAUUU